Messenger RNA from Bemisia tabaci, 5987 nucleotides. Lineage: Eukaryota; Metazoa; Arthropoda; Insecta; Hemiptera; Aleyrodidae. The record is from RefSeq and is a predicted model, not a curated record.
UUGCAUGUGCGAUUUGUAUUUAUGCAUUUGCAUGAACACUGAUAGCGCACUCAGAAAGUUCACAUUUAAAUUUUUGCAUUAAUGUCACUUGUCAGUCACUUACUAGUGCUUUCUUCAGUAUUUCGUAAUGGCAGUCAAUUCAUAACCACUAGUGGAUAGCCUUCAACCAAUUUUCUAUGUUGCUUACCUGUGAGUUAUCCUUCUGCACUUGAGAAUCCCUCCCUGAAUUCAUACAUUGUGGUUUCUAGUUUUGUAAGUUUUAUUUCUCAUGGACAUUUUAUUCACUCUAUAUUUAAAUUCUUUUUUACCCCGGAACUACAGAAACACAGUAGAGUAAAAUUGGAAGGUUUCAGGUGGUUUUGAUACUAUCAAGUUCACUGAGUCCUCCAUAAUGUCUGAUACUCAGAGUAUUUAGUCUGACUCCAGCAUGAACAAAGGCCGGUUUGGGCCCCUUGUCGGGGCUAUUGAUGAAGGAACCAGUAGCGCUCGAUUUUUGGUUUUUGCUGCAGAAACAGCAGAGGUCUUAACUUUUCAUCAAGUUUCAAUAAAGAACAUUUGUGAAAAAGAAGGAUGGGUGGAACAAGAUCCAAAAGAAGUUCUGAAGGCUGUCUAUGAAUGUAUCGAGAAAACAGUUGACAACAUGCGCAGGCUUGACAUUGACCCAAGUGAUAUUGUUGCCAUCGGCAUCACAAAUCAAAGAGAAACAACCAUUGUUUGGGACAAUACCACAGGAGAACCUCUGUACAAUGCUAUUGUUUGGUCUGACAUCAGGAAUAUUGACACAGUGGACAAGAUGUUAUCAAAGUUACGCGACAAAAAUGCAGAAUAUUUUAAACCUCUUUGUGGCCUUCCUAUUAGUACUUAUUUUAGCGCGCUCAAGUUACGUUGGUUGAUGGACAACGUUCCUGAAGUAAAACAAGCAAUUGAUAGCAAAAAAUGCUAUUUCGGUACCAUGGACUCUUGGUUAAUAUGGAAUUUAACAGGUGGUGUUUCAAAUGGUCUUCAUGUCACUGAUGUCACCAAUGCAUCUCGCACCAUGUUGAUGAAUAUUAAAACGCUGAAUUGGGAACCUGCCCUUUACAAAUUUUUUGAAAUUCCUGUACACAUUCUCCCAGCAAUACGAAGUUCUUCAGAAAUUUAUGGUUUUAUCACCGAAGGGCCUCUUCAGAAUAUACCCAUUUCUGGUUGUUUGGGCGAUCAACAAUCUGCUUUGGUUGGACAAAUGUGCCUGAAACAAGGGCAAGCCAAAAACACCUAUGGAACGGGAUGUUUUCUCCUUUAUAACACAGGAACUGCAAUGGUCAUUUCGCAGCAUGGUCUGCUGACAACAAUAGGUUAUCGUAUGGGACCUAACGCUCCGAUCUAUUAUGCUCUUGAAGGUUCUGUAGCCGUAGGGGGCGUCUCUAUUCGAUGGCUUCGAGAUAACCUCCAGAUUUUAUCAGACGCCUCUGACUCAGAAAAAGUAGCAAAAAAGGCUUCAAAAACUGGAGAAGUUUAUUUUGUGCCCGCAUUUUCUGGUCUUUAUGCACCGUACUGGAGGAAAGACGCUCGCAGUGUUAUUUGCGGGCUGACUGAAGAAACAACUAAGAAUCACUUAGUAAAAGCUGCUCUAGAAGCUGUUUGUUUCCAAACGACUGACAUAAUAGAGGCCAUGAACAAAGACUGUGGUGGAGCUCCUUUAACAAAGCUGCUGGUGGAUGGUGGAAUGGCAGCGAACAAUUACUUAAUGCAGCUUCAAGCUGAUCUUUCCGGCGUACCCGUCAUUAGGCCGCAAAUGACUGAAACAACAGCCUUAGGAGCUGCUGUUGCAGCGGGAAGUGCGGAAGGCAUUGGAGUUUGGGAUCUGUCAAACAUUCAGCCUGUGCCUAGUGAUACAUUUUAUCCUUCAAUUUCUUUAGAUGAAAGAGAAAUAAGAUAUUCACGCUGGAAAAUGGCCAUCAAGCGGAGUUUAGGCUGGGAUCUGAAAGCGUUGCCUGUGAAGAAUAGCUGUCUGCAAGACAAAAUAAACAGUAUUGUUCCUAUCAGUCUCUUUGCUAUGGCAUCAGUAGGAAUGCUGGUGCUGGCGACUUACAAUCAAUAGGUGUUAAAUUUUAACUGAUGAACUAAUUUAACCAAAUCUCAAACCUUUGUUUUAAUUUAUUAGUGAUGUUAAUUUGUCAUAUUUGAUCUGUUAGUAAAAAGUAUUCAUCUUUUUGCUCAAAAACAAAAAUUAUGCUUUGAAAUUCCUGAUUCAUGUUUUACUACCGGGAAUUGGGGUUUAGGGGUACAUUGAUAAACCCUUUUCUCCUGACAAAUCCCUCUUGCAAUCAUUACUAGAAAUCAAAUAUCUGAUGCUAAAAGUUUUUUUUAGAAAAUAAGCAAAUUUCAAGUAUUAUUUUAACCUUCAAGAUUGGUCUCUUUAAUUUAUCAGAUGUACUUUGUCCGCCAUACUAUUAUUACAUGGUGCAGAAAAUUUGAUGCAUUUUUUAUUACCAGUAAGAGAGCAGUAAAUGGAGUUACAUUAGAAACCCUUAAAAACUUUAAUACAAUCCAAACAUUUUUCAAUCAUUUUUAGUCGAUAGGCAUCAAUAUGUUACAAUAAUGUUGCCAAACAGCGCAGCUAAUUUUUGUGAUAAAAUUAGUCCAGAUCAGAGAUGAAAAUUGAAAUUUCAUAAGGUUCAAAUAAAUUUCACAAAAUUUGAAAUUUAUUAAUUUUCUGUGGAAUCAAUAAUAUUAAACCCUCAGAAGCGUUUCAGACGAUCCUCCCUCUAAUGUGGCAGUGAAUGUUACCUUAAUGAGGUGCUUUGCACAAAAGGGGGGCACAAGGUGGAGUAUAGAGAGAAAUUUAGCCCUAACCUAACCUCCAAACCAAUUGAAAACAUAUGCACUGUGGGAAUAUUUACGUUUUGGGAGACCAUGUGUUUGAUCCUUUUCUGGAUAAUAUUUUUUACCGAAGCAGUCCUCAAGUAUCAAUGCAUCACAAGUAAUUUUAAGAUACAUAAGGAUAUUGAAAAUUGAGCUGUUAUGAGAAGAAUGGGAGGCGAAGGGCGAAAGAUUUCAAAAUCGAAAAUCACUUUUAAAGGCAUUUAUUUGCCUUCUAAAUGCAUACUUUUAAGUUUCAAAAAAUUUCCAUCUCUGGUCUAGCUCACAAACGCUUGGUAACCUGAACAGUGUAGGAAUAUCACUUUUGUCAUAUGUUGUAUCCAAUUGUUAGUGGAAACAAGAUAAGUUUAUUUUCUUGUACUUGUUAGUACCAUUUUUUUAUUUUUUAUUAUCUUUCUUUACUUACUCCCUGAGUGAAGAUAUACUAACCUCAGAAUGUAAACUCAAGGACGCUGAAACUGCUGAUUUUUUAGUAUGAUAUGUAUGUCAGAUUUAUUUUAGACAGAAAUGAUUUGUCAGCCAUUGUGCAUUAUAUUCAAUAUUAAACCAAAAAUUCUUGAAAUUUUUCCAAAAUAUCUUUCAAAAAGUCAAGGCGUUAGGCUUAAAAUCAAUCAGGAAGGCCAGUACAUACUUUUUUCUAUCCUAUUGGAUGCAUUAUUAGUUAAGCGCCCCAACUUUUUACGGCCAGUUUGAAAGUUGUUGGAAAAUUACACCGAGAUUGAAAUUAUGCAUGAGUGCUAACAAAUCUUUGCUGUCUGAACAAUUCACAUGUUAAAUUGCAAUUAUUCACAGAUUUAUUUUCCUAAAAAGAACUGAUAAGAUACAAUGUUCUCAAUGCCUCAGAAAGUAGUACCUGACAGGCCAAGUUGAGUGAUUAGCAGAAUCAGUCUCAAAGAGGUUGGUCGUAUAUCCAAGUUGUUUGAAUAAGCUAACAUACCUACCUUCUCUUCGAAUCACAAAUUAAGAACGGAGCUAGGGUUCUGACUCCGCCCCCAAGCAGUUUUUUUUUUCCCUUUUUUUUCUUCUUGGCGUGGAUUGUGGUGGUGGGUUUAGUCCGACUCUGUAUGAAGAGCACCAGAUUAGUAACUGGAGGUCACUGUAAACCCAAAGAAUUGGACAUUGCCACUGCCCAUCUCCGUAUUAAAAUGUCCAUGUGCAUUAUGCAGCUUAUUGAUGGGCAAAGUGCAAAAACUUAUGUCCUAAUUGCAAUGUUUCAAAAUUUCUGCUUCUGUGUUCUUUUUUCCGAAACAAAAGAAGCCAACUUCAUGGCUUGAAUUUCUCCCAGAACAUUUUGCUGACAGAGAAGAAAAAUCAAGGAAGUUUUAAAAAAAUUACGUCGACUAGUUUUCCACAGAAAAUUUGAAGUGUGACAGAAAGUAUGCAAUGUUGCAAUUGGAGGUACGUAGUUUUGUACUUUGGUCUUGGUCAUGUUUCUUUAUUUUGUUCCUGCAAACAUUUAAAUUUCAAAUUAGUUUACUGUUCUUGACCCUCGCUUGCCAUUUGUUUCUUAAAGUGGAUUUGAAAAUUUAUUGCCAAGUCAGAAAUUAGAGCACGCAUAUCAAAGAAUCUCAUUGAUUACCUAUCUGUUCUCCUAAUAGCAGUGGCUGUUAAAUAAACUUGAAAAGAAAUUUGUAAAUUUCAAUUUAACCCUACAAAAAAUGCAAAAAGAAACGCUUUUUCAGUAUUUUUUCAAGUAAAAAUAAAUGAGAGGUAAGAAAAAUUUAAGUAAUAACGUUUUAAGAAAUGAUUAAAACAUCCACUUCACUAAUUUUUUCAACACUUUAAUUUUCAUAUUGAGAAUGUUAGAAAACGCCUGUAAAAAUCUACAGUAAUUCUCCGAAGAAUAUUUUACGAACAUUUUACCAGACUUUCAUUUUGCUCAAAAUUAGACUGAAAAAGAUUUUUUUUUUUGUUUACGAAAAUUUUAACGUUGGAGGGAUUAUGAAGAUCGCCUCUUAACAGUCACUGCCACUAGAGUUGUAUUGCUAAUGAAUUUACAAUACUAGGGACAAUUCCAAAACUGUGAUUUAUUGCUGGUCAAUACCUCUUGACAUAACAAAUGGUCUCUUUUAAGAAUAUUGGGUCUGAUAGUAAUACAAAAAUGUCCCUCAUUGCUACCAUAAUAGUCAUUAGCCAUGUAGAAUUGAACAAAUAUAUCUAAUAUACUAUGUUAUUUGUGGGAGAUUCUUGUGAGAUCCAUGUUUAAUGUCACUUAAAAAAGGAGUUAGUCGUGCUUUUGCCACUUGUAAGCUCCUAAACUUGGAAUAAUGCAUGUCAUAUUUUAAGUACAUUUCAAAAUUGUUGACGAGGGAAAACUAAACUUUCGAUGAAAAUGGAUUUAGUGGUGUCGUUUUUUAAUGUCCCUUUUUCCUGUUGUUUGCUUGCCAGAAAAAUCUGUUGAAAAUAAAUUUGAUUUUAUAUAUAAAGGCAUCAAAUGGUGUGUAAUAACUAAUAAGUUGUUAUUUCUUUCGUAGUUGGAACAGUUGGGUCUAAUUACAUAGUAAAUAAUAUUUAAGUUUCAAGAAACGAAAGGGGGAAGUCAUGUUUCUCUUCCAAAUAAUAUUUUUCCUUUAAAAAAAGACUGAUAGGAUAAUCUCUUUAAGAGCUAAGACUCCUCCCCUGAAAUCAUCUGAAACACCGAAAACAUACUUAUCACCUACCAUUUUUAUAAUUGACCAAGUGCCCAAAAGAGUCACCAUCUCAAUAUUUCCAUUGAAGUAAAGUUAAAAUUCAAGAUGGCGAAUUUCUAAUGCAAUCUAAAACCAGCAAAUCUUUGUUCCAAAGAUGCUGUGACCAAGAAGUUUCAAGUCAUCAACAUUUGGCAGGUCAGACGAAAAAAUGUAAUGGUGUAGUCCUUUAAUUAAGCCUGCUUGUAAAAGUACAUUUCUUAAGAAGCAGGUAACAGUUGAGGUUCAUUUGUGUUUAAUUAUUUGUUUGUUUUGCUCUUAGAAUAUCAUGUUACAUCUAACAAUGAUAGCAUCCUGUUUAAUGUAAGACUUAUUGCAUUGUGGGGAAAUUUGCUAUUUUUCUGUUGUUCCUUUGUUUUAUUAUUUUUUACUCACACCGAAGUGUAUGUUUGUGUGUGGUUGUUUUACAAAUUAAAAUAAACAUAUGUUUGCACAAUA